Messenger RNA from Funneliformis caledonium, 2100 nucleotides. NCBI's taxonomy places the organism in Eukaryota, Fungi, Glomeromycota, Glomeromycetes, Glomerales, Glomeraceae. The record is from the annotation of a GenBank genome assembly.
AUGCAAUCACUCACCACAAUGUUUUCAUCCAUCCGAACUCAAUUCGCCAUCAAUAAUUAUAGAGUCAAUAUAUCAACUUCUAAUACUUCUUUGGUUGAAUUAGAACCUUUUGAAAGAACCCUAAUUCAUUCUCUCAUCGCUCUAAGCCUUGCUUUGGUUGCUUAUGUCGCCUGGGAUCCACGUGUCGAAGGAGAUUUGUUGGCUGUAAAAUUAAUCGAAUAUAAUUAUAAUCCUUCGAGGGUGGAAGAAAAUUUCAGUAGCAAAAGCAGGGAGGUCGAAACCGCAGAGUCUGACACUAAAAAGGAUGCAGAGGGUGAAUUAGAAACGUAUUGUUUAUUGUUUCCUACUUAUGCCACUAAGACCGUUGAAGGCAAAUCGACUGAUCAAUGGAAUAUUCGUAUUCGCGGUUGGGCAUUUUCAGCUCCCAAAAAAAGUAAAUCGCGCAAUUUAUUCUUGGGGUUAACAUCAUUGGCAACAGGAAUUAAGAAAGAUGAUGAGAGAUAUCAGUUCCUAGAAGCGCGUACAUCAUAUUUCUGGGCAAGUAACAUUAGUCAAGGGGAAUUUUCAUUGCAAGUUGAUGGGUUGACUGAUUCCAACAAGAUGUCCAUCGAAGGAGAUCCUAAUGAUGACGGAGCAUUCUCGACUACAACGGCCCCCAGCGGUGAAGGCGCUACGACCACGACAACUAGUGUAAAUGUACCUGAUGUUAAAAAAGUAUUGGGUCAUGCUGAGAAAAUAAUUACCCCAGCAGUUGCUCACCCAGAAAGUGAGAAUACUCGCAUGCAAGUUGUUCCAAAAUUGGGACACGUAAUUGGUAAUAUGUCAAUUCCAAAAGAAACUGUUCUCAAAUGGAUUGAGGAAGAAAAUAGUGAAAAUAUUGUUAGUGGAUUUAUUCAUAAUUUCAUUGGAAGUAAAGAUAAAAAUAGAGUUAGAUUAUUGAAAGUUAAAGCUUAUCAAAAUAAUGAUACUGAACCUAGUUAUGGCGUUGUAAAUCUCGUUGAACCUGAAGGUGUUUCCAUCAUUUCCGAUAUUGAUGAUACAAUUAAAGAUACAAAUAUUCUUCAAGGUGCAAAAAGUGUCCUUACCAACACAUUUUUACAACCUUUCAAAGAUGUUCAAGGAAUGUCUGAACUCUACCGUAAAUUUUAUGAAAAAGGGGCGUCUAUCCAUUACGUAUCCAAUUCACCAUGGCAAUUAUUCCCAUCUUUAAAGUCCUUUUUCCAUACUUAUAAUUUUCCUCCUGGGUCAUCACAUUUUAAAUUUUAUGAUGGAUUAAUUAAAAGUGCUUAUGAACAAAAGGAAAAUCCUAUGGCUAGUAAAUUCAUGUAUAUUAGAGAAUUACUUCAGGAUUUCCCUAAUCGUAAAUUUAUUCUUGUUGGGGAUACUGGUGAACUUGAUCCAGAAAUAUACACAACUAUCGCAAGAGAAAAUCCUGGAAGAAUUCUUCGUAUAUAUGUUCGAGAUGUCACAACGGAACAUGUAAAGGAUUUGCCAGCACAAAAACCAAGACAUUCAUAUUCACAAACCUUUCCAACCAUAUAUAAUUAUCUUCGUAGUUAUUAUUCUAGUCUUGACGAAGAAACUGGUACUGAAACAAAAGAAGAGGAGCAAGCCGAAAAAGAUGUGGUAGAAGAUGUCAUUACACAUCAUGCAGUAGCAGCUACUGCAGGAGAAACAAUUCACCAUAAGCCUGAACGAAAAUCAAGUUUAACCGAUCGAUUACUAGAUAAACUUCAUGUCGACAUUUCAUAUUUACACGGUACUUCGACAAUUACUGAGUCACCUGAUCCCAUGAAUAAUGAUGAUACUUCAAAUAAACCAAAAACUCCUUUAAGCGCCAGAAUAUUAUCACCUGAACGAGCCGCUUCUCUUUCUUCUAAAUUUUCAAAACUCCGUUCAACAGGAAAGAAAAAUGAAGAAGAGGAUGUUAAUAUAUUUGGAGAUGAAGAAGAUGAUGGAGUAUUGAAAACUCCUUUGGAAAUGUUUCACGAACGAUGUGCCUUAUUGAAACAAGGGUUACCUGAGAAUUUGUUCCAUACCUUUACUAGCGCUAAAGAAUUAGAAGAUGACCCUGUUAUUCGAGAGGCAAUUAAAUUUUAA